Molecule: messenger RNA, 2169 nt
Organism: Peronospora matthiolae
Lineage: Eukaryota; Oomycota; Peronosporomycetes; Peronosporales; Peronosporaceae
Source: the annotation of a GenBank genome assembly
AUGGCUGACCCGGCCUGUACGGGGAGGGAGGAGGAUAUGGUCACCCCUGCAGGCCUCGAAGGCGAUCUCAAGGUUAGCAGCGGUAGUUAUCACGUGCUACAAGAGGACGAGCUGGAUGAGACCGAAACGUCCUCGAAUUCUGUUAAUAGCGAUACCCAUGAUCUGCCAAGGCAAGCAUCAAGUAAGAUGACGGAUCGGGAUGCGUCUUCCAAGAAGGGACCACCCAUGUUGACACCUGAGGAUCUAGCACGACAAACAGCAGCUGCCAGGAGAGGACAGGUGUCUGUUGUUGCGGGACCAACGCUUUUGGCCAAUAAACGCCGGGAGCGUUCAACAUGUGAGCGGCUAAUUAAACAGUUGUCACCAGGGACAAGUCACGCGAUCCCCAUGGAACCAAUGCCUCAUGCUGAACCCAUGCAUGUGACAGAAUUGGUACAGAUUUUGGGGCUCCGUGAAGUCGCCACACCGGCCACGGGCAAUUGUUUGGCGAUAGCCAUAGCUCAAGCUCUCGCAGAAUCUGCUUUGGACAACCCUACCAAGGACCUUGAGAUUUUAACGGCUAGUAUUAAACGGGGAAUCUCCAACGCCGGACUACUAAAUUUGGAGGAUCAAAUGGCUCAUGACGUACGGGUUCAUGCUUUAAAGAACGUUGGCAGAGGUUGGAUGACGAUGACCAGGGGGGAGUCUGCGUCCCAACUACGGUGGUUUUUGCAUGACUAUGCAGCCUCCCCUUCCAACAGAGAAGCCAUGGUUGAGGAGCAUAGCUGGGGUGGAAGUGACACUCUUGGAAUGGCAGCCAAUUUUUUGCAUCGCACUAUCUAUGUGUUGAACUGUGGCCGCGGAACGGGUAACUGGAGUGGUCGCAAGUAUUGUCCUGCUACGAUCAACAGACACGGUCGAGUGGUGGAAACUGCCAAAGAAUUUCCACUCACUCUCUUGGCGUGCAUAGACGAGCUGCAAGCGGCAAAAAUAGAGGCGCCUCGCGCUCCACCACUGGUGCUUAGAUUCUGGGGCCGGCAUUAUUCGGCUUUUCUGCACACUGCCAGGGCGGCAGAUCGGCUCAGCCUAACUGACGUCUCGGACGGAACAGGCUCAGCGCUGCAGCAAGGUCAGGACUCGCAAAUUGUGGAUACGUAUGCUGUGCAGCUAGAAGAGAAGCGCUCCCAUAUUUUAUCCCCUAUCAGGGAUCAUCUGUCGGUUGUGGAUGACAACACUUCGAUAAUCAUCCACUCUUCAAGGAACUGUGGUCUUGCCAAAGCGUCAUCGCAGCAAUUAGCUAUUGUUCCAUCGCAGAUCAGGGGGGCCAAUCAGGGCAGUUCGCUAUCGGCUCGAAAACGUGGGCACGUCAGCACGUCGGAGUCCAUCGAGGUCAGCGAAGGGGAGAACUGGAGUGGACUUGAGAGCUCCAAACAGAAAAAAGGCAGGAUCAGCGUUGCUUCUCCUCAACCCUAUAUCACUCGGAUGGAGGAACGAAUGGAUACCGACGACUGGCCGGAUCUCUGGCAGGCUCUGGGCGUUGAAUGGCCAGUAACGGCUUCUACGCCAUAUCCACUAGUGUAUAGUAACCCUGAGGCGUGGCUGAAAACUGCCCAGGUCGAGCCAGAGCUGCUGCUCCAUCACGUGCGACGCUUUGUUUUCCCAAGUGAACUGCUGGCUAGCCUAGGGGAUCACGUUCUCGGGAUGUGGACGGCUCAGUGGCGACAGGCGUGCUUGCUGUCUGGUCUACUUGAGUACAGGCGUCGAGUGCACGAUUCUAUACAAUCACUGUGGCUAGAUCAAUGGAUCGUGCGAACACAGCAGCGAUUGCCUUCCUCCCGGCUGGCCCCAUUAAUCGACAAUACCGACGAUUGGGUCAAGCCGAGGGAGGUAGACUACGCUACCGAUGAUAUUUUGCGUCUUUGUGACCCUCACCGACGUAUACGCCUGAGUUAUCACCUACUAUGUGCGGUAUUGUUCGACGCUGAGAUUUUUGCGCUGACCGGGGAUGGGGAAAAACCACUUGAGCCUCCCAAGCAACUUCGAGGGCACCUACGCUUACUUCGGAACAACAGUCACUACAAGGAGGUGUAUUACGCUGACGGGGGAUCCAAGGUGGAUUGGCGCAAGCUGGUUUGCUUCUUUAAUACUGCGUUGGCUCCUGCAGAGCAGCAGUUUCUACUUGAGUACUAA